This is a messenger RNA of Melospiza melodia melodia, 3621 nucleotides long. It is a transcript of the gene CEP68, whose product is annotated as centrosomal protein 68. The transcript is spliced from 7 exons. Lineage: Eukaryota; Metazoa; Chordata; Aves; Passeriformes; Passerellidae. The coding region runs from base 733 to 3087 and encodes 784 amino acids. The record is from RefSeq and is a predicted model, not a curated record.
UGUACUUCUUGUCUUUUUGGUUAAUUGCCGUUUUUUUCCAGCGGCGGGCAGAAAGCGGGCAAGGAGAGGAGCAGAAUAUAGCAACCCUCCGAAUCCCGCAGGCCUGAGGGGCGAGAGCCGUGUGGGGUUUUCCCCAAAACAAGCCCAGAAAUGCUCCCCAGGCAAAGCGGAGCUGGCGGGAGACGGAAAUUCCAUCAGCAUCCGCUGCGCUCAGUGCAUUCCGUCAGGCAGGCGAUCCCGGGGCGGCGGGGCCGCUCCUUGGGCAGAGCCCUCCUUGGGCAGAGCCCUCCUUGGGCAGAGCCCUCCUUGGGCAGAGCCCUCCUUGGGCAGAGCCCUCCUUGGGCAGAGCCCUCCUUGGGCAGAGCCCUCCUUGUCCGGCCGCCUUUGUGCCGGCGGGUCCCUUCUGAGGGCCUGAAACAGCUCGGGAUCACUUUUCAGGAGAGAUCCCCGCGGACCUUCCCUUUGAAAUGAAUGAAAUAGCCCCACUGUCUUCUCUUAUCUAAAUCCACGGGUAUCAUUUCUGUGAGACAAUGCAGGGCUUGGCUGUUCGGGCUGUUUUCCUGUGCUUUUGAGGCCAGUGGAAAGUUUCCACCGUGCCUAUAGCUGUGGUCCUGCAUCCCUCCUCAGUCCUGCCCGAGGAUUUGGGAUUGCCUCUUCCUGUCGCCGGGGUUAAUCUGGAUGCGUCGCUGCCACUGGCAACCUGACCUCUGAGUUUUUUGGGCUUGUUGGAAAAUGAGAGCCCGAGGAAGGAGCUCCGUGCUGAUGGCCGUGGGUGCGGGCAAAUCGCCUUCUGAGGAGUCCCUGAGCGGGCAGGCCGAGGGCGAUGGGCGGUGGGACGGCGCGGACACGGAGAUGGAGUUCCCGGAGCCGGCAGGGGGCCCGCACCGCCUUCUGGGGACAGAGGGGGCCAAGCCCGGCCUGCAAGGGGCAGAGGGUGUGCCAGUGAGCAGGCACGGUCACAAGGCCAGCGAUGUCACCCACGGAGGCUCCAGCUGCCGCCCAGACGUGUCUUCAGCAUCUGCACCCGGAUUUCCCAGAGCGAGAGCAAACUCCUCAGGGAAAGGGGUGUUGGUGGAUAGAGCUGCUGAUGGUGGCCCUGUGCCUUGUCGAGUUGGCCACUGGUUCCUCUCCUCAGAAGAUCAGCAGGUGAAGGAUUCAGGCGGCUGGGGCCCGGUGUCCAGCCCCGCCAGCUCUGCCGAGGAGAGCAUCCCUGCUGGCAGCCGCCGUGAUGCCCACGUUGGCCGUCGGAGGCAAAGUCUGGGAGCUCCGUCCCCGUGUCCCUCCACGGCGGAGCUCCUGCGGCCCCAAACCCCGCCCAGCCCCGAGAGCGCCCUGCGGAGCCGCUCCGUGCUGAGCCUCUCUGCCCUGUCCUCAGAGGGGAGCGGCCCGUCCGAGGAGCCGUGCGGCAGCGCGCCAGCCAGCACGGCUGUCCCCUCUGCGGCCAGCACGGCUGUCCCCUCUGCGGCCAGCACGGAUGUCCCCUCUGCGGCCAGCACGGAUGUCCCCUCUGCGGCCAGCACGGAUGUCCCCUCUGCGGCCAGCACGGCUGCCCGGGACCUGCGCUGCCCAUGGCGGGUGGAAGGCCGGGCCCUGCAGAGGCGGGAGCCCCCCGGCGCUCUGCUCGAUUACCGCGGCUCCGUGGGGCGCGUCCGGGAGAUCUCCUCCUACCAAGCCGAUUACUGGGCCUGUGCCAUUCCGGAUUCACUGCCCCCAUCUCCGGACCGCAGCUCACCCCACUGGAACCCCCACAAGGAGUACGAGGACUUGCUGGACUAUGCUUACCCACUGAAGCCGAGGUACAAGCUGGGAAGGAUACCGGAGCCUUUCUUCCAUGACUCGGGAAUAGGUCUGGACAGCUUUUCGACUUCUCCUGAGGGCGUGUCCAGGUCCGCCAGCAUCUACGGCCGAGCUGGGCAGGCUCAGGGAAGCAGAGAAAACGGACUUUGGGAGUUUGUGGCCUCUGCAGAGAGAUUCUCCACCCCGAGGCCUGGAAAAAGAGCCUGCUCAGGAGCUGUCUCAUGUUUUGAGCCUUCACCUAUUGCCAAAGCAUCAUUUGGAAGGAGUUCUUCCUCUCACCUUUCCAGAGGUUUUGCUAAGGAUGUAAGGGUGGAAUCAUCUGGGCCAAGCUCCCCUGGGCGCCCUGCUGCCGAUGGGAGAAGCUGGGAUACCAGAGGAAGCCCAAACCACACAGGGCAGGUGAAAAGCACCAGGAGGUUUUUACCCACCACAGGAGUGCUCCCCCUGAGGAAGGAGUGGGAGACUGAUGAAGAAUUUCUUUCCCUGCCUCCAAGACUGAAGGAGCUGGAAAGGCUGGCUCAGUUUUUGUCCAAUCUUUCCUUAACUAUAAGGAUUCCUGGGCAUGACCACCACAACCUUCCACAUCAGAGCACCAGCAAGGAGCCCCUUUCGUCUAGGCUGGCUCCUUUUGAGGAAGGGAGAGGUGGGGAUGACAGAGGGAAUGCCGAGGGUUACACUGGGCUGUGGCGGCACCGCAGCUCCCGAAAGCCCAGCUGGGAAAACACAGAAUCGUGUGGCUGGAGCCACAGGGAUCCUCCCUGCGGGCUUCAUCUGCCAGCUGCUCUCAGGGACACACAGGAUGGGAUGUGCCUGGAUGAACCGCGGGUCAAGGGGCAUCCAAAGAAGAGCCAGCAGAGCGAGUCCCUUAUCCAGUGUGUUAAGAUGUUUUGCUGCCAGCUGGAAGAGCUGAUCCACUGGCUGUACACGGUGGUGGAUGUCACUGGCAGCUGGGUGCCACCCUCGCCGGAUGCCGACAGCGUGUUGGCAUCGCUGCACCGCUACCUGGAGUUCAGGAAGGAUGUGGCCAACCACCGGAGCCUGACUGAGAGCGUGCUGGAGAGGGGAGAGGCUCUCCUGGACUGCAUGGCAUCGAAUUCCCCAGCUCUGAAGGACACGCUGGCUCUGAUUGCCCAACAGUCGGAGGAGCUGGAGAGCCACGCAGAGCACCUGUACGAGUCCCUGCUGGCUGCUGUGGGCCCCGUGCGGGGCAGGGAGGCGGGGCAGGACACGGGGCGGGCAGCACACGGCUGCUCCCUGGGUGCUGCCUCUGUCAGACCUAGGCUGCGUUAGCCCAUCUCAGGAGGGCUGAGAAGAAUUGCAGCAAGCACCAAACCACCUCCAUCACCUCUCCAGAGGUGCCAAAAUCUGUGUCCAGUUGCCCACGGGGCUGAUUGCAGCCUGGGUUUGUGCCAUGGCUUGAGAAAGGUGCUCCAUACAGCAGGUGUGCUGGGAUGUCCAGAGUUGUGUAAGGAAUGUACAGCUGGCCUUUUCUGGUUUGUUUUUUUUUUUAAUAGCUUCCCUUUUUUAUUGAAGUGGGCUGUUCUGUGUUAGCAAAAUGUCAGGAAGUUUUUUAACUGAGCAAUCCAUAGUGUGCCGUGCGCUCGCUAAGUAAAGCCGUGUGAUUUUAAUAGCCCUGUUCUCAUGGUUUGUUUAUGCUCGUCAAAAAUAGGUGUGAGAAGCCAAGAAAUAGCAAACUCAAGGCCUGUUUAUAAUUACCACUCCCUGCUGAAGCAGAGCCUACUUAACUUGCAAUUUUGUUAUUCAUAAACACAAAAAGCUGUAAUAAUGAAUCCAAAUAAAAUAAUAAACAAGGGAGUUCAGGCA